This is a messenger RNA of Cuscuta epithymum, 1443 nucleotides long. The record is from the annotation of a GenBank genome assembly. NCBI's taxonomy places the organism in Eukaryota, Viridiplantae, Streptophyta, Magnoliopsida, Solanales, Convolvulaceae.
AGAAUAACGAGGUCCUCUAAGAAUAACUGUUUAAUCGUUGUUUCUUAAGCUGGACAACAGAACAAGGUCUGUUUCUCGUUUACCAGUGCCCCACAAGGUGUUCGUGGUUCAAUGGUUCAAGAUCUCAGACCGAAAUGUAGCGUGGGCUGACCCAGGCUAUCUGCACCGCACAGAUCUGUUCGCAUUGCAGAAGUGCAAACCUUCCUGCCCUCACCCUCAAACGCCCGCCCACGCGCCUGCAGAAUCAAUCAGGAAAAAGUACUUUGGCGGACGAUGUGGAACUUUGCAUCCAACUGUACAGCUGGGAAUACAAGGUCGAGGGAAGAUCUUCGGAAGCCCAAUGAGGAUGCAGAUUGCUCUGAAGAUGAUGAAGGUUCAUCAAUCACAAGUAGAGAUGAGGGACUGGAGUGCCCAAUAUGCUGUGAAUCCUUCAACAUCGUUGAAAAUAUCCCCUAUGUUUUAUGGUGUGGCCAUACACUCUGUAAAAACUGCAUCCUCGGAUUACAAUGGGCUGUUGUGAAGUGUCCUUCUUUACCCAUCCAACUCCCACUCUUCAUAGCAUGUCCGUGGUGCAAUCUGUUAUCCUUGCGUUUAGUUUAUAGGGGAAACCUGAAGUUCCCUCGAAAGAACUUUUUUCUUCUGUGGAUGCUUGAGAGCAUGAACGGUGAUAGGAGAGUGUCCCGUUCUACCUCCUGUGAUGAUAAUCAGCCAGCCUGGCCAUCUAGUAGGAGGAUAUCAUCAGGGAAUUCUGCUAUGGAGCCUAUUUCCCGGAAUGCCCCACACACUCACAUCUCAGAAUCGACAGGAUCAAGCCAUGAUCAAAGUCAUUUUGAUGGUUUCCUUGCUCUUGAGAGACUACAAUCAUCGAUUAGGAAAUCACUUAUCUUCUUUGUUCAUCUGACAGCCAAGUUCCCCCUGGUGAUUAUAUUCCUUCUGAUCCUCUUGUAUGCUAUACCCGCCAGUGCAGCAAUAUUGGCUUUGUAUAUGCUUAUCACCGUUUUGUUUGCUCUUCCAUCCGUUCUAAUCUUGUACUUUGCAUAUCCGAGCUUGGAUUGGCUGGUCAGAGAAAUCAUUACCUGAUGAGAUGCUUGAUGCCUUCUACUUUGUCAAAGAACAGCAUUUCAGUAGUGUAUGCAGGACUGUUUGUGGCCAUUUGUGCCCGGUAAAGCUUAUUGGCUGUGUGCUUAUGUUCAAACUUAUACUUUAUCGUGUCUUUAUUACUCUGUAGUGCUUGUGAGAGUAUGGUGCUGGUGAAGUUCAUGCCAGUGACUGAUGUACAUGAUUAAUUCAUGUUUAAUCAGGUAGAUGUGGUCCUUAUUCUUCUUGAUUUACCCCUUAUUUGUCCAACCCUUCUUUCUAUAUACUCCCUCCCCACUUGAACAAAACAAGGGUGUAGGUUCUGCAACAAUUUUGGUUGUUUUUUUGGUCUUACAUGGGUAACAU